GUCUGGUGUUCCCCCAAUUUAGCUGCAAUAUGGAGGACCUCUUGCGGGCGCUCGUGGAGGCUAACCUGGGACAACAGCAUGCUGCCCAGGUCAUGGCUCAACAGGUCGGCCGGCUCACCGAGCUGCUCCAGGCUCGCGACGCAUCGGCCGUGCCACUCCCGGUUAGCAGGACAAAGGCUAAAGACGUCCUGACAAAGAUGACUGAGGCCGAUGACGUGGAGGCCUACCUCCACACCUUCGAGCGGGUGGCCGAGCGCGAGUUAUGGGACCCCCGGGAGAUGGCCGACACCCUCGCUCCCUUCCUCACCGGCAAGGCCCAACAAGCGUACCAAGACCUGGGGGCAGCAGAGGCCCAAGACUACCACAGGCUAAAAAGGGAGAUACUAGCCAGAGCCGGGGUAUCCCCCACAUCCGCCGGACAACAGGUCGCCACCUGGGCCUACCAACCGGGGGUCAACGCACGCAGCCAAAUGGCGUCACUUCGGAGGCUGGUUACCCGGUGGCUCCAACCCGAACGCCGGUCUGUGGAGCAGAUCCUCGACCGGGUCGCCAUGGAUCGGUUCCUCCGGGCGUUGCCAUAUGGGGCGAAGAAGCUGGCUGGGCAACAUGCUCUCCAGAGCCCGGAGGAGCUGGUGGAACUGGUGGAGCGGGUCGAAGCCACGCAGGAGAUGCUGAAGGCAGAAUCGACCGAGCGCCCCCUCUUCCGCCCCCAGGCUGGAGGUGGCCGGAAGCCGACCCCACCAGGCUCGACCCAGGCCCAGGUUCCAGGCGACCACGGCGGACAUGCGUGGACACCCCACUUCCCGUCUCAGUCUGGAAGGGGAGGGAAAAUGCCCACCCUGCUGCCCACCUCUGGAAAAUCGCCCUCGGAUGUGUCCAUGCCCACCGACCCGGCCCCCACACCAGCUCGCUUGCCCCAGGGACAGAGGUGCUUGGCUACGGAGCAAUUUGACGCCCUGUACCAGGCCGCCAGAAUUGUCCAGAAGGGGGGCAGAAGAGCCCGAAGGAAGGGAACCGGGUCAUGGCCCCGACAAGCCAAACCCCGUGUCCGUCCAUCAGGCCUACCCUAUGCCGCCUGGCUCGGGGAACGGGUUGGAGUAGGCGAGGCCGCAGAAGAAGCGGAUGGGGAAGGUGAGCUCUUACUUCCUGUAACUUUGUCCAAUCUCCCUCCCCAGGCACAACGUAAAGGACAGUUCGGCACCGCGCAGGUCCAGGAUGACCGGUUGCGCCACUGCUGGAGCCAGGUUCGGGUCCUUGAAGGGGUAAAGAGGGGAGAAGGACCCCUGGAAGCAAACUACUUUUCAGUGCAACAGGGUCUGUUGUACUACCACACCACGAGAAGGGGAGAAGUCCGGGAGCUGUUGGUCCUACCCCACCAGUACGUGGCCACCGUCCUACAGCUGGCCCACACACACAUCCUGGGAGCUCACCUGGGCAUGCAGAAGACCCUAGAGCGUGUGGCAGACCGCUUCCACUGGCCAGGAAUGCGCAGAGCGGUGGAGGAUUACUGCCGCAGUUGCGAGGUGUGCCAACGCACCUCCCCGGUAAGGCCACCACCCGCUCCUCUAAUCCCUCUCCCCAUCAUAGAGACCCCCUUCGAAAGGAUCGGCCUGGACCUGGUCGGACCCCUGCCAAAGUCAGCCCGGGGACACAACUACAUCCUGGUCAUCCUGGACUAUGCCACGCGCUAUCCAGAAGCCGUGCCGCUCCGUGUCGCCACCUCCAAGGCCAUUGCUCGCGAGCUGGUGCACCUCGUCAGCCGGGUCGGCAUACCAAAGGAAAUCCUUACGGACCAGGGCACUCCGUUUAUGUCCAAGGUAAUGGCAGACACAUGUCACCUGCUGCGAGUACAACAUCUCCGUACGUCGGUGUAUCACCCGCAAACGGAUGGGCUGGUCGAGCGGUUCAACCAGACGUUGAAGCGGAUGCUCCGGAAGAUAGUCGCUGCUGACGGCAAGGACUGGGACCAGGUCCUGCCGUAUGUGCUCUUUGCCAUUCGGGAGGUGCCCCAGGCUUCCACUGGCUUCUCCCCUUUUGAGCUGCUGUAUGGGCGGCGGCCGAGGGGACUCCUGGACCUCGCCAAAGAAGCCUGGGAGGAACAGCCAUCGCCGCACCCUUAUCCGACCUCACCCGAAAAGGGUCUCCGGAGAAACUGCUGUGGGGCCCUGAGCAGGAGAGGGCAUUCCAGGACCUGAAGGCCGCCCUGUGCUCGGACCCGGUCCUCCAUACCCCGGACUUCGACCGGCCCUUCCUGGUCCAAACGGAUGCGUCGGAGACGGGGGUGGGCGCGGUUCUGUCCCAGGUACACGGCGAUGAGGAGCACCCCGUGUUA
This is a messenger RNA of Anguilla anguilla (European eel), 2332 nucleotides long. RefSeq lists its product as uncharacterized. The coding region runs from base 30 to 2195 and encodes 721 amino acids. Gene Ontology annotation, molecular function: nucleic acid binding. The record is from RefSeq and is a predicted model, not a curated record. Gene Ontology annotation, biological process: DNA integration. Lineage: Eukaryota; Metazoa; Chordata; Actinopteri; Anguilliformes; Anguillidae. The transcript has 2 exons.